Molecule: messenger RNA, 1800 nt
Organism: Trematosphaeria pertusa
Lineage: Eukaryota; Fungi; Ascomycota; Dothideomycetes; Pleosporales; Trematosphaeriaceae
Product: MFS general substrate transporter
Exons: 5
Coding region: 1-1800 (599 amino acids)
Biological process (GO): basic amino acid transport; transmembrane transport
Cellular component (GO): fungal-type vacuole membrane
Molecular function (GO): basic amino acid transmembrane transporter activity
Source: RefSeq, a predicted model, not a curated record
AUGCCAUCACCCAAGCAAACAAAUGGCCAUCAUGAACCCUCCGAGCGCACACCAUUACUACGAUCUGUUUCCGACGGCCAUCAUCCUAACGAAACAGCAAUCGAUGACGAUGGAGUGCAAACCGCAGAGGUAGCUGGAGCGGCUCCACUAGAGGCCCCAAGGUAUCCGGAGCUCGGAAAGAGACGAAGCUAUUCUCAUAGCCACUGGCUUGCCCCGGAGGAUGACUGUAACGAAUGGCCAGAACCGGAAAGCCCCGGCGAAUUCGGGGAUGAUGGACUGCUUGCAGGACUCACAAGAACAAAAUUUCGAUUCAUUUUUGGAGGUAUCUUAUUAGGCUAUUUCAUAGCCAUGUUCGACUCUACCCUAAUGGCAUCCAGCCACCCAGUAAUCACAUCCUACUUCAACGCCUCCAAUUCGGCUUCGUGGCUCUCCACCGCCUUCCUGCUCACCUCUACUUCACUUCAGCCACUCAUGGGUCGCAUGUCCGACACUAUUGGACGACGGCCUCUGUACCUCGCUGGUCUCCUAUUUCUCGCAGCAACCACGGCAUGGUGUGCUCUUGCUCAAAGCAUCGGAAGCUUCAUCGCCGCAAGAGCAUUCUGCGGGCUUGGUGCAGCGGGAGUGCUAUCAAUGGGCAAUAUCAUGACCAACGAUCUCGUCAGCAUCGAAGUCCGAGGGACGUAUCAGGCGUACAUUAAUCUCUUCUACGGAGGCGGUUCGGCUGCAGGCGCCGCUUUCGGUGGCUUCCUCUGUGACAAGAUAGGCUGGCGUUGGACUUUCGGCAUCCAAAUCCCAAUGCUCAUUGUCAUUCUCGUCAACGCCUUCUUCACCACUCCCGCAUCGCUCGGACCGAACCUUGCAAAGCGCUCGAGUCAAGGCAUACGAGAUGCUAUGAAGGGCUUCGACGUCGCUGGCUCCAUUCUCCUCACCAGCUCCGUCGCCUUCCUUAUCUUAGGGCUUAACCUCGGCGGAAAUGUUUACCCUUGGAAGCACCCACUCGUUAUUUCCUCGCUCGUCGUAGCUGGUAUCGCUGGAGCAGUUCUCGUACGCGUAGAAGCCAAAGCACAGAGAGCCGUAAUGCCGCUUGCUAUGCUCUUCACAAAGCCCCGCGGGAAUCUCGUCUUCAACAACUUCUUCGCACAGCUCGGAAUUAACACCAUCAUCUUCAACGCCCCUCUGUACUUCCAAGCCGUAAAACUCGAUACGGCGUCCAUGUCCGGCUUUCGACUCGCAGGUCCUUCAGUAGCCCUCACCAUCUGCGGUGUCUCGGCAGGCUUUAUCAUGACGGCUACCGGACGCAUGAAAUGGCUCAUCGUCGUUGGCUCGCUUUCCAUGCUCCUUGGUGCUAUCUGUCUAUCCAUAAUUGUAGGGCAAGGUCUCUCCUUCCCCGCGACCUCGCUCGCCGUCCUCGCAACAAGCACACAAGAAGAUCAAGCGGUAAUGGCCAGCACUCUAGUUCUGUGGCGCAGUCUGGGAAUCGUAAUGGGUGUCUCGUUUAGCAGUGUCAUCUUGCAGAACGCCUUGACUGCGUACCUGAAUCGCCUCGUUACAGGCCGCCACAAGGAUGAGAUUAUUCUCACCGUCCGGAAGUCGGUCCGAGCAAUUCUUGAUCUUGACCCCAAGCACCAGAGCCAAGUCAUCGACGCCUAUGCCCGCAGUCUCCGUGUCACCUUCAUAUCGGCUAUCGCCAUCUUCAUCCUCGCUAACGCUCUCGUAUUCACGAUCAACCUCCCCCAUCUCAAGCGGAAACAGACGGAAGAGGAAGACAGCGCGGAAGAUGGAUCGUCUGAAGUCUCAUGA